Messenger RNA from Auxenochlorella protothecoides, 537 nucleotides. RefSeq lists its product as hypothetical. The record is from RefSeq and is a predicted model, not a curated record. The transcript is spliced from 2 exons. The coding region runs from base 1 to 537 and encodes 178 amino acids. Lineage: Eukaryota; Viridiplantae; Chlorophyta; Trebouxiophyceae; Chlorellales; Chlorellaceae.
AUGUUCCAACCAGGCGCUGCUGAGCCCCUGCGGCUGAACAUGGAGCCACUCUCCAGCGCCGGAUCCCUGCGCCGUCCUUCCCAGGCUCUCACCGCUGAGCCUGUGGAGCCCCUGCCCGAGAGGUGGCAAGCGGCCCUUCGCAACUUGGACACAGCCAGCACAUGCGCAGACUCGCUUGCCUCUGCCCUCGACGAGGCCCUGUACCUCGACACCAUGGAGUGGCAACGAGCCGUUCCCGCCAGCCAGCAGCACCAGGCCAAGCAGUCCCUGCUGAAUCGAGUGCGAGCCCUGGAAACCCUCCUGACCGAUUGUCGGGGGAACCUGGCAGCAAGCGAGAAGCUGCGACGGGAGGGCGAGGCCCGCGUGCAGGAGCUGGAAGGGGAGCUGGAAAAUAACGCCAAGGUGUUUCGCCUCCACUAUGAGGCGCUGCUGGACAAGGACCAGACCAUCUCCGACCUCCAGGCCGUCAUCGCCGCCCUGUCCCUGGGAAGCAUGGAUCAGCAGGCCGAAGGCGGGCCAGGGAGGACACAGCGAUGA